AGUCUCGGCUGAGCUGAUGCUAACUUAGCCGCGCUGCUUCCCUUUGUCACUAAACUGACUUCCGCUUUUAUGUUUGGUCCAGGUUUCUGGAAUCUGCCGUUCACUGACAGGGACAGAGCCGCAGGUAGUUCUGAGGGAUAUCGUGCAAUAUCCUCCCAUUUUAACCUACAUUUAGCAGGAAUCCCGCUACUCCUAUUCCGACGGUUUUCUCCGUAUUAGCUGGCCAGCCAGCUGAGUUAAAUCACCUAGCAUGUUCCGCUUCUUCAACGACGGUGAUGACGACCUCUUCAUGAUGGAUCCAUUUGCAGCUCACAGGCAGCAGAUGAGGAGUAUGAUGGGACCUUUUGGGAUGGACCCAUUUGCUUUAGCUCCCCAGAUGCACCCACACCGAGCACCGGCACGUAGACAAGCUACUGCACUAGCUCCCUUUGGCAUGAUGGGAAUGGGUGGAGGAUUCAUGGAUAUGUUUGGCAUGAUGGGAGAAAUGAUGGGAAAUGUGGAAAGAAUGUCUGGCUCGCCAAACUGUCAGACGUUUUCCUCUUCAACAGUAAUCUCUUAUUCUUCUACGGACAAUGGGGCUCCUAAAGUUUAUCAGCAAACCAGCGCACUAAGGACAGGCCCUGGAGGGAUCCGUGAGACCCGGCAGUCGAUGAGGGACAGUGAGAGCGGUCUUGAGAGUCUUGCCAUUGGCCACCACAUUGGAGAGCGUGCACACGUUGUGGAGCGUUCACGAAACCGCCGUACUGGAGACCGCGAAGAGCGGCAGGAUUUUAUCAACCUUGAAGAAACUGAUGCAGCAGCAUUUGACGCAGAGUGGAGGGGGGAAGCUGGCAGAUACGUUCCCCCAAAUGCCCGUCGGCUGGAGUACGGCCAAGAUCGACAUGGAGGAGGUCAACAGCUGGCUCUUCCAGCUCCUCCCAGCUCAUCAUCCCCACCAGGUCAUCGACACGAGUCCCCCAGACACCGUCAGCCCCAAACCCGUCCACGUUACGACUGGUCUCCCGCCUAGCAUGUUGAGCAGAUGAGAGGAGUUGAAGGAGCAUUUUCCUGAUGCUGUGAACCAUACCGAAGAUGGAAGUUGAUUGCCACAACUGCCCUUCGUUAAUGUUUGACAUGACUGGACUGUCUAAAUAUGAGCAAAAUAUUAUACACACACACUCACAUACACACAAACACACACAAACAAUUGACACACUUGAUAGUUAAAUCUUCAUUUCAACUUCUUUGUUACACAGACGGCUAUACAGAUACCCUUGUGUAAACAUAGGUGUAACUAUGCUCACUUUAUAGAUAUAUAAAUAUAUAUAUAUAAAUAUAUACAUACACACACUCAUUUUCAAAACUUGACAUGUCUUUUUUGCCUGCUGCCUCUAAGUGCUCAGGCAUUCAGUUCUUCUGCUGUACAGUCCAUUUUAUGUUUGUGAGGACACUAGUGUGUCAGUGAAUUGAAUUGUAUACUGUUAACUAAUUGAUCUAACUAAAUAAAGGUCAUUGAACGUUGUUAGAUAACUGUAAAUUGUGUCUGUUGUUUGAGGUUGAAUCUUAAACAUACGGUGGUGCUUUUAAGUGA
Messenger RNA from Cololabis saira (Pacific saury), 1570 nucleotides. RefSeq names its product myeloid leukemia factor 2 (gene mlf2). The record is from RefSeq and is a predicted model, not a curated record. NCBI's taxonomy places the organism in Eukaryota, Metazoa, Chordata, Actinopteri, Beloniformes, Belonidae. Bases 251 to 1009 code for a protein of 252 amino acids. Gene Ontology annotation, cellular component: cytoplasm; nucleus. Gene Ontology annotation, biological process: regulation of DNA-templated transcription. The transcript is spliced from 8 exons.